GUGCAAUGUUUACAAAGUUACCAAGUGGUUGUUUUGAAAAGCCGUGGCUAGAUGAUUUGGAUAGUAAAAAUGAUCCAGACGAAACACUGCAACAGCAAUACGAGUAUAUCUACAAAAGUAGUUCUGUGGUCAGGGAAAAAAUUAGACUUGUACGAAAUUACUCAGUGCCGCUCCCCGUGUACCCAGUACAAUUUGGCGAUUUGCGAAUUGCUAAAUUAAAAGUAUCGCAAUUCUUCAGCAAU
Molecule: messenger RNA, 242 nt
Organism: Oppiella nova
Lineage: Eukaryota; Metazoa; Arthropoda; Arachnida; Sarcoptiformes; Oppiidae
Source: the annotation of a GenBank genome assembly